AUGGGUCAGAGGAGCCGCCGCGGCAGCAUGAAUUGUGGCAGCGGCAGCGGCAGCGGCAGCCUCGGCCGCCGCCCGCGGCGCAAGUGGGAGGUGUUCCCGGGCCGCAACCGCUUCUACUGCGGCGGCCGCCUCAUGCUGGCCGGCCACGGCGGCGUCUUCGCGCUCACGCUGCUGCUCAUCCUCACCACCACCGGACUCUUCUUCGUCUUCGACUGUCCCUACCUGGCCCGCAAACUGACCCUUGCCAUCCCCAUCAUCGCUGCCAUCCUCUUCUUCUUCGUCAUGAGCUGCCUGCUGCAGACGAGUUUCACCGACCCCGGCAUCCUGCCCCGGGCCACUGUCUGUGAAGCAGCUGCCCUGGAGAAACAGAUCGACAACACUGGCAGUUCCACAUACCGGCCACCCCCUCGGACUCGGGAGGUGAUGAUCAACGGGCAGAUGGUGAAGCUGAAGUACUGCUUCACCUGCAAGAUGUUUCGGCCACCCCGGACCUCCCACUGCAGUGUCUGUGACAACUGUGUGGAACGGUUUGACCAUCACUGCCCCUGGGUGGGCAACUGUGUGGGGAGACGGAACUACCGCUUCUUCUACGCGUUUAUUCUCUCCCUGUCAUUCCUGACGGCCUUCAUCUUUGCCUGUGUGGUCACCCACCUGACGCUGCGCUCUCAGGGAAGCAACUUCCUCUCCACUCUGAAGGAGACACCAGCGAGCGUGCUGGAGCUGGUGAUCUGCUUCUUCUCCAUCUGGUCCAUCCUGGGCCUCUCAGGGUUUCACACUUACCUCGUCGCCUCCAACCUGACGACUAAUGAAGACAUCAAAGGCUCGUGGUCCAGCAAGAGGGGUGGUGAAUCCUCUGUCAACCCCUACAGCCAUAAAAGUAUUAUCACCAACUGCUGUGCUGUGCUCUGCGGCCCCCUACCUCCCAGCCUGAUUGACCGGAGGGGAUUUGUGCAGUCCGAUGCCGUGUUGCCCUCGCCCAUCAGAAGUGACGAUCCAGCCUGCAGAGCCAAGCCCGAUGCCAGCAUGGUAGGAGGCCACCCCUGACCAGGACUCAGUACUUGCCACCUGCUGGCCUGUCUGCCCCUCCGCACUCACCUGCCGCCCUCCACACCUGCGGGGACUCUCCCCAUUCCAUCUGAGGGAAGCAGGGCUGCCAAAGACUCAAGUCUUUUCGUAUUUAUUUCCCACCCUGCGUGGCUUUCCCUGAACUGUUUUGUGGCUGUGCCCUCUGCUCCCCAAACCUGGGUUCCUGCAGCCUUGGGCCCUGGGUGCCCCCAGCUGAUCAGUGGCAGAAUAGACAGGAGAGGCCAGAGCCUCUGGAGGCCAGCAAGGGGACCGUGCCAAGUUUCUGCCUGAGCCAGGGCAAGCCCUGUGUGAGUGGAGGUGUGAACUGAGUGUGAGGCCUCCAAGUUGGGGGAACUACUUGGGCCUUGCUGAGCCAGGGUCCUCAGGGCAAAGCAGGAGACUGAUGAGCUGUCAGCUCUGGACAGGUCUGUGGGGGAGGAAGCCUCCAUCGGCUGCUUUGGCUUGUGGGCUCCUUCAUUCUCUUUGUGAUGAUCAUUGUUCUUUCUUCCGUGGGGUUUUUCUUUUUUCUUUUUUUUGUAUGGAGUUGGCCAAUAGGAUAGAGCUGGGGUUCCAGUAGAGAGGGCAGGGUUAGCGGUGGGUGGGGAAGCCUGUGUCAGAGGAAAUUGAAUCAGCCAGCCAGGCACCCAAAACCUAGCUCCUGUACGAUUCCUGGGCAGCACAGCAGGAAGUGGGGGCCUCAUCCUCCCCCUGCCCGUGGAGGGCUCUCCAAGGGAUCCCAGCAUGCCCCCACCUCUCUCCCAGGAUAGGCCUGGGGAUGGGCAGGCUAUGCUCAUGCUGGCAAUACUUGAAACGGGUUUAUUAAUGCUGGGUAUUUUGCACAAUUUUAUAGACCUCUUUUCUACAUAGCCUUUUUUAAAUGGAAGAAGACAAAAUUGGCCACAUCGCUAUCUGUGUAGUGCCAGGUGAAGGGUUAUCAGAAGGCUGGUUAGUUUUAUUAGGUUUAUUACAAAAGACCUUCUGGCUGUGAAUGAGUGUGUGUGUGUAUGUGCGUGUUCACGUGUGCCCCUGUACAAAUGUGGCUGGCUCCCACAUCCCCUGGGCUGCCUUCCCCCAUCUACCCUUGGGUGUCAGGAACAGCCUGAGCCUUGGGGUAGGAGCAUCUGCAUCCGUCACAAGAGGCCCCUGGGCUCACGCUGGGGCCUAGCCCCACCCUCUUAUCUUCCCUUCCUCCAUGGACUUCAGACAACCUGUGGCUGGAGACUCUCCCACCCAACUCCCCCACCCCACCUCUGCCACCCAGCCCCCAGGUUAGGCUUCUAGCUGGGACCUGCCCAGACAGGCUGAGGCUGGGCAUGGUGGGUGGGGUGAUGGCUGUGGGGAGCAGCUGCCAUCCUAUAAGCCACACCCCCUUCUCUGAGCUCUGACUAUGGGACCCAGUGCCAGAGAUGACUGAGGAUAAGGUGUUUCUGCCAAGUGGGGGCCUCCAUCCAGAGAAGAGGAGGGCCUCAGUCUCGGCCAGAAACUCAGAGGAUGCCCCUCCUCUGCUAGAAGCUAUAGUUUCUUAUCAAAGUAGAGAAUUGUCCGUCUCUCCCCUCCUUUGCCCUUCAACUGGGCUGAAGCCCUUGGGAAAUGACAUAGGAAGUCCCUGGACCUUGCCCUUCCUCGCUCCAAAGGCUAGUGGUCACAGGUGGAGCUGGGAAUAGCAGCCACAGAGGGUCCCCUCUGGGAGAAGCAGCUUUGCCCCAGCCUCAGGGCCCUGGGCAUCGCUACAGUGGCCAUGCGAGGUGGGAAGGAAGCUGGCUAGAGGAGGGGGCUCCCACUUGCGUUUAAUUUAAGCCAGUAUUCUUUGUUCCUGCUUGUAAUAAAACUUUUGUUUUUAAGA
Messenger RNA from Propithecus coquereli (Coquerel's sifaka), 2908 nucleotides. It is a transcript of the gene ZDHHC18, whose product is annotated as zinc finger, DHHC-type containing 18. Gene Ontology annotation, molecular function: protein-cysteine S-palmitoyltransferase activity. The coding region runs from base 1 to 1044 and encodes 347 amino acids. The record is from RefSeq and is a predicted model, not a curated record. Gene Ontology annotation, biological process: peptidyl-L-cysteine S-palmitoylation; protein targeting to membrane. Lineage: Eukaryota; Metazoa; Chordata; Mammalia; Primates; Indriidae. The transcript is spliced from 9 exons. Gene Ontology annotation, cellular component: Golgi apparatus; endoplasmic reticulum.